UUUAUUAUUUUUUUCGUCAGAGCGGGUGCAAAUGAGUUCGGGAGCCAAAACGCCUCUUUCUAUUUGUUUUAAUUUUUUUCGUCGGAGCGGAUGCAGAUGAGCUUGGGAGCCAAAACGUCUCUCCCUUGGAAUUCUACAAACUGGCCACGUGUGGAUCAUACAAAGACCUAAUGCGAGUUUUAAGUCAGAUACUGGUAGCACCUAGUAGCCGCAUAUAAUUUGUAGGCGUGAGAGGCAUAGGAAAAAUAGCGACUGCCAUACUUAUAUUUAUUUUCAGCGAAUGAUGUAUGUGCCGCUAGACAAGGCUUCAAAACCGGGAUACAAAGCACUGCAAAAGCACGUAACGUCGUUCAUCUGAUGUUAAGCUUAGACUUUGGUCGUCGAGCCUUCAUGUUUUUCCUAACUAGUGUCUGCUUAGUGACAUGGAAACCUUCUAUCCUCUGUGUGCUCCUUGUCGUUUGAGGUGAUCUAGAUUAUUUGGGAGCCCGUGACGGUGAUCAAGCGGGUGGGUUGUGCAUGGGGCCAGAGGAACCAUAUACUCCUUCCAUUUGUAAAUAUAAGUGUUUUAGUGAUUUCACUAAAAGACUACAUAAGGAGUAAAAUGAGGUUCCAAACAAAAAACACUUGUCCGACUCAUCAUAGUGUCAGCAAGGAAGGUUCUAGCUAGAGAGACGAAAUACACCACAACCGCCCCCGUCACCAAAACCGAUCAACCACGGCAAGGACAUGCCUUUGGUUGUCGGAUGCAUGUAUGAAACAGUCACCAGCACCGCAAGAAACAACAAGCAUGUUGCUUUGGCAAUGGGGGUGGACGCCAAGCAUUUGCACAAGACACUCACACACACACAGGCGUUUACAGUUCGCAUGGCGCCAUGACGCCCCAUGCGUUCUCAAAUUACUUUCCCUUUGCUUUGGCCAUGCCAAUUUGUACUAUGUUAUUUAUUUGCGUCCUAAAAAUAACACGGAGCCUUUGAUUGCCCCCCUAUAAAUGUGUAGGUCAUGACCAGGAGAUCGAUCAAAAAUACAGCUAUGAUCCAAGCAGCUGGUUGUUCACAGUUCAGACAACCACCAUCAUGUUGUUAUAGUGUGCUAAUGCCAUUGGUCAGGCUUACGAUGUCCACCCAUGCAUGUCAUCAAAUCUGCCAAAACUAUAAAAAAAACACUUGGACUGAACUAUGAUACCUGUAUGUAGUACCUUGAUAGAGUGAUUAGUCUAGGUAAGAAACUUAAUCUGACAUACUUAGAGGUAUGGUUCCAGUACCAUUAACUCCAUAUGUGAUUAGCAAACUAUAAGUAGUCAUUGUCAUCAGCUCAAGGUUCUUAUAUUGUUGUAUUUACCAUAAGACAAUUUCCUGGAUUAAAUAUCUGUACUGAACAUCCAGCAGUCUACCAGAGUUCAAGUCUCCAAGAAGCUGGUUGUUCAUCCAAGUGUCUACUAAAAUUCAGUUGUUAUGUGAAAGGCGUGUGCUAUAUGUGAGUAUGUGACCAACAAAAAAAAGGCUCUUUUUCCACAUCCACUGUUAUUUAUCUAAAUAUAAUUCGUUUGAUGUUGCUUACCCGGUUCAGCCAGUGCGCUGUUAUAGUCAUUAAUGCCGGACCAAACUAAGAAAACUUAUCAAAGUAUGAAGAAGGAUACUGACAUCUUUUGCACCUAGAGAAGGACUCUUUUGUAGCAUCCAAGUUGCUAUGCAAUACUCUCUCUCUCCCAAAAUAAGUGUCACUCAUUUAGUACAAAGUUGGUAAAAAAAUGAACUAAAAUCAACGACACUUAUUUUGGGAUGGAGGGGGUAUAACUUUUCCACCAUGUCUGAAACUAUGAUUUGACUAAAUGUCAUGUCAAACCUAUAGCUAUCAAGGGGGCCUUGGUAAGCAAACACCGAUAAGAGCAAGCUCUCCACAGGAGAUGAGGGUGAGCAUGGUGCCAACAAGAGCAAGCUCUCCACAUUAGUUGAGGGUGAGCACGUCUGCGACGAGUUCAAGCAGGCCAAGUACCACCUUCAAGUGGAGAAAGUACAUGCGUGCCAAGUGCAGGCUGCUCCACAUCAGCAAUAACAGUUUCAGAAAAAAUCAUUUGAGCCCAAAUAGCACAGGAAACUGAACAUCUUAAGUCACCAAUCCCCGGAUGACACACUGGUUUUCGAUUAUUUUUUUCAAAAAAAUCGUUUUCAAGUCACCAAAACCCAAAAAAAUCUUAAGUCACCAAUCCCCUGAUGACACACUGGUUUCAGACAAUUUUUUUGAAAUUUGGCCCCAGAAGUUGAACAGGGAGGCAAAGAAAGCACAACCUAACUAAAAUUUCCUUGACAGCCCAUUUCUAAGUAGCCUUUGUUUCUUUUAUCUUGUGGUUUCCUUGUCAUUUUCAACGUCUUCUCCUUCCCUUUUCGUCUUUUACUUUCCUAUUUGGUAGCAAAGACUGUUGUGCUACUUCUGUUCAGAAAGUAAAUGGCGCCCACAACACAUUGAAGCAAACUGACAAAUGCAUUAUACAACUUGGAAGCCACAUUUUAAUCCAUUCAUUGGCUCAGCAAUAAGCAUCAUAAAUCAUGCAUCAAAGCCAUCUUCAGACAAGACAAAUGCAAUGGCUAGUAAAAGUUGGUACACAUGUAGAGAUAAUCUGCUUAGAUAACAGGAAACACAAAAGACUUGUAGGCUUCAGUUUAGUGAAGAGAGAGUACAAGAUCAUAUAUAUAGGUAUGAAAAUACAAUAAAAAUACAUGUUAUGCAUUAGUUUCCAAACUGCUAUGAGUAGAGUCAAAUCUUGACCCUCUGCAGCCUUAACGAUUUACAACACACAGCAGUGUAUUGUAAGUACUGAGCAACAUGCCAACCUGCUAUCUACAGUCUAGCGUUAGAACAUAUCAGAUAACCACAGCCAUUAAUUAUUACUCCCUCCAUCCCAAAAUAAGUGUCAAGUUGUACUAAGCUUAAGAUACUUAUUUUGGGAUGGAGGGAGUACUAGAAAAAAGAUCGCUACUGUGGUCCUUAACAGUUUAAUCUUACAACUUUUUAUCACAUGGUACAUGUUUCCAUGGUAUGGGCCUUUUAGGCAUACUCUAAAUGUUUGGCAACUAUAGUGUGGAGUAUUAGAUAAGCAUGGCCAUAUGUUUGUUUCUUUUUCCUAUACUUUUUACGAAUAUAUAUAACUAUGCUAGUCGCUGGCCAUCAAAUUUACAUUCUGCUCCUCCCUUCUGAAUCUGGUUCAGGUCUCUUGUUUGCAGCCUCUGAAUUCUAGUGUGCUUUGUGUUGUAAAACCAGAUGCAUAGAUAAAUAGACUCAUUCCCUUUUCUAUCUAACUUUAAGAAACAAAGGCACUUCUCCGACUCACCAUAGCGUCAGCAAGAGAGGUUCUAGCUAGAGAGACGAAAUGGACCAGAACCGCCAGCAUCCGAAAAGCAAUCAGCUGUGCCUUUGGUUGUUGGAUGCAUAUAUGAAACAACCACCAGCACCGCAAGAAACAAUGGGCUGGGCGUGCUGCUUUGGCACUGGCAGUGGACGCCAAGCACUUGCACAAGACACUCGCACACACACAGGCGUUAUGGUUCUCAUGGCACCGUGCUGCCCCAUGCAUGCUUAAAUUACUUUCUGCUUGCUCUGGUGAUGCCAAUCUGUACUAUGAUAUUAAUUUGCAUCAUAAAAAUUGCCCCCUAUAAAUCUGUGUACCUUGGUCAGGAGGUCGAUCACAGUCAUCAUCAACAUCAGAUCUGUAAGACUCGAAAGAGAUUUAGUAAGAGUGUGGACUAGAUCUAGAGAGUACAGAGUGAGAGGAUGUCGAAAAGCAGUGGCAAGCCGCUCCUCGUCGUGAUCCGCCGGAGCAAGCUCUCAGCAGGAGAUGAGGGCCGCCGCAUCUGCACAGAGUUCAAGCAGGCCAAGUACCCCUUCAAGUGGAGAAGGUACAUGUGCGCUAGGUGUGGGGUGCUCCGUGACGAGCACAAUGCCUGCAAAAGCAAGCUUUCUGCAGGAGAGGGGGGCGAGCACGACACCAGCAAGAGCAAGCUCUCCGCAGGAGAUAAGGGCGAGCACGGCGCUGACAAGUGCAAGCUCUCUACAGAAGAUGAGGGUGAGCGCAGCACCAACAAGAGUAAGGUCUCAGCAGGAGAGGAGGGCGAGCGUGUCUGCACCGAGUUCAAGCAGGCCAAGUACCCCUUCAAGUGGAAAAAGUACAUGUGUGUCAGGUGCGGGGUGCUCCGUAGCGAGCACCGCGUCAGCAAGGCCAAGGCCAAAUUGGGCAACGACACGGAGAAUAUCAGGGAGGAUCACCUGCCACCACGCAAGAGGCUCAUUCUCAGGUUCAAACGAUCACAGGCCCUUGCCACUGCUGCUGCUGCCGCAUCCAGGGAGAAGGAGAACAAGGAGGAGCUAGAGGAAGGGGAGAUGACUUGGAGCCCGGGCGUGACGAUCACCAAGGGGAAGAGAGCCCCAAGGAGAAAGCACUAGGAUACACCGUGAACUGAGCAAUGCACCAUUGAGAACUUGUUAUAUGUGAAACAACUUGUGUACU
Hordeum vulgare subsp. vulgare (domesticated barley) is the source of this 4498-nucleotide messenger RNA. RefSeq lists its product as uncharacterized. The transcript has a single exon. The coding region runs from base 3766 to 4434 and encodes 222 amino acids. The record is from RefSeq and is a predicted model, not a curated record. Lineage: Eukaryota; Viridiplantae; Streptophyta; Magnoliopsida; Poales; Poaceae.